This is a messenger RNA of Brassica oleracea var. oleracea, 777 nucleotides long. RefSeq lists its product as uncharacterized. The record is from RefSeq and is a predicted model, not a curated record. Bases 1 to 777 code for a protein of 258 amino acids. The transcript has 2 exons. NCBI's taxonomy places the organism in Eukaryota, Viridiplantae, Streptophyta, Magnoliopsida, Brassicales, Brassicaceae.
AUGAUCAAGACAAGGAGCCAAAUUCACCCACUACUCAGGAGACGGCUAGGGAAUGGUGAAACUACAAGCUUCUGGGUUGACAACUGGUCGCCAUUUGGUAACUUACAAGACUUCCUCGGUGCCUCUACUUCUCGCUUUGGCAUCCCCAGUACUGCUACGGUUGCUUCGCUCUAUGACCAAGAUCAUUGGCUUCUUCCUCCUGCAAGAUCAGAGAAUCAGUUAGCUAUACAAGUUCAUCUCACUACUGUCACCCUCAUCGAUGAACAAGACCAUUACGAGUGGGAGGUGGCAGGAAAACUAGUUCUCGGUACAGCACUGGAGCGCUUCCUAACCUGGCUCGUCAUGCAUAACCGUUGUCCUACCCGAGAUAGACUUCUUCAGUGGGGACUUGAAGUUGACCCCAAGUGUUUACUUUGCAACUCCAGUAAUGAAUCAAGAAAUCACUUGUUCUUUGACUGCUCCUUCGGUGGGAUCGUGUGGAGAUCGAUUUCAGAUUGGUGUCAGUUGCAGUUCACCACUACUUGGGAUGCCUUGAUCGACCAAUUGCAUGCAGUGCGCAACAGGAAUCUUCGCCGGCUAACACUUCUAGCGUUUCAGGGAACCAUCUACUGGAUUUGGCAUGAGAGGAACUCAAGACUCCAUAACCAAACCUUCAAAACCACUGACAUUUUCAUCUCCACCAUAGACAAGCAGCUGCGGAAUAGGAUCCAGAGCUUUCGCCACUCCAACACUCGUGCUUCCUCAGCGAUGUCUCAACUCUGGUUUCUCAGAUCAUAG